Molecule: messenger RNA, 1753 nt
Organism: Mugil cephalus (flathead mullet)
Lineage: Eukaryota; Metazoa; Chordata; Actinopteri; Mugiliformes; Mugilidae
Gene: itgb1bp1
Product: integrin beta 1 binding protein 1
Exons: 7
Coding region: 304-900 (198 amino acids)
Biological process (GO): negative regulation of substrate adhesion-dependent cell spreading; negative regulation of focal adhesion assembly
Cellular component (GO): ruffle; cytoskeleton; cell periphery
Molecular function (GO): integrin binding
Source: RefSeq, a predicted model, not a curated record
AUUUGAUCAGAAUUAUUUUUAUAACACUAGGAAGUGUGUUGACUUAAUAAUGCACAGUAUCCACGGGCCUAUCUGCUCAUUAUUCGACUUUUAUAAAAACUUUUUUGUUCGGUUUACCACUUCGCUACGUCCCCUUUAAGUGGCGUUGGGUGUAGGCUUCUAAACUCAAAGAGAAACCGAGGAGUCAAACUGUAAAUAGAAAGCGAACUCGAAGAAAAUUAACUCUACACGGUACGUUGAGGCUGCUGCGGUACAAACAGGUUGGCGGGGCUGGAGGGCUGGAUGCGGUCGUCAUGGUGAAGGAUGUUUCGGAAAGUCAAAAAGCGCCACAGCAGCAGCAGCUCGCAAAGCAGUGAGAUCAGCACCAAAAGCAAGUCUGUUGACUCCAGUUUGGGAGGACUUUCGAGAUCGAGCACCGUCGCCAGCCUGGAUACAGAUUCCACCAAGAGCUCAGGAAACAGUGUUUCUGAGGCAUGUGCAGAGUUCCGGGUGAAGUAUGUUGGAUCCAUCGAGAAGUUACAGUUUGACAUGAGCAAGACCCUCCAGGAACCAUUGGACCUCAUCAACUACAUUGAUGCUGCCCAGCAAGACGGAAAGCUGCCCUUUGUUCCAGGAGAUGAGGAAAUGGUUCUCGUUGUGUCCAAGUAUGGAGUCAAAGUGGCCUCACUGGACCAGUGUGAUGUGUUGCAUCGGCACCCUCUCUACCUGAUAGUGCGUAUGUUGUGUUACGAUGACGGCCUGGGUGCAGGCAAGAACCUCCUGGCUCUUAAAACCACCGACACCAAACAAGAGGAGUGCAGCAUCUGGGUGUACCAGUGCAGCAGCUCUGAGCAGGCUCAGUCCAUCUGCAAGGUGCUAUCGGCUUCUUUUGACUGCGCUCUGACAUCAGACAAGUCCUGAGGCCUGUGUAGAGGAGACGUAAAACAACAGGAAGACCAGCAGUAGCUAAUUAGAAAACCAACACGGCAGCAUUGUGAUCGCAACCAUUUCCCUCUUUUCUUGCAAUUAGGAGGGGGAAUUAACAUGAUUCCAGCCUUUGUAUUGAAAGCCUGCAUCUCUUAGGUACUGAUACUUUCCUCUAGUUGAGACAGAACUACUGUGAAAUCGCUUUAAUCAUUUCCUAGUCAUUUGUUUUUUGACAAAAAACAAAAAGUAGAAAAGAGGGGAAUGGUUGCAUUUGUCAUCGUGCAGUGUAUAGCAGUGUAAUAUUAAUCAUAUUUAAUUUAAACAAGCAUACAUAAUGUUGGAACCCAUCUCUCUCUUGUGUCAGCACAUAAUUAUUCAUGGGAGAUGGUACUAACGGUUUCCUUCCACUCGGAUCCUUAUUCAGGUUUAGAAAUCACUUUGUGUGUCUGUGUGUUUUGUUUUCUAACAACAGUAUUGGUACAAAGGCGUGCAAUUCUUGACGUUACAGAUUAAUUUAACCCCACAUGUUCAGAUUUGUCACCCUGUUCCUCAUUUUUGUGAUUGUUUGUCUAUUUUCGAUGGUUUAUUUGAGUUUAAUUUCUGUUUACGGCAAAUAUCCAGUGAAUCUCUUGGUACCGAAAGCUUCUUGCAUUGCAUUGCGUUUUUCGUGUAGAUGUUAAAGCAUUAGAUUGUGUUAGAUUUAAUGACUCCUUAAAGAUUUUGUGGGAACAAUUUGUUUACAAUUGUGGUACGAACUUGACUUCACCUCUUAUAAUAAGUACUUUUUCACAAUGGUCCUAUACAAAAAAUGUUUUACAGUGAGAAAUUAAAAGAAUUUGAUGUGGUA